AUGGUACAUUUGUCCAGAAUGUUGCCAUCUGAAUCAACUAAUUUUCUCCUUUCAGUUCAUUUAUGUCUACAAAUCACGGGAUGUGAUGCUGAUGGUAAAAGAGGAGUGCCUGAGGAUACUUCUUGCUCAGAGCCUGAGAGGAAUCCCCACAUCUUCAGUCCCUCAUCAGAAACCACCCUAGGUGCACAUGUGACAAUAGAGUGCAGCUCAAACAGUUGUCUGCCAAUUAACUUUGUAUUAUUUUUAAAUAAAUCUACACAUGCUGGAGGUAUGAGCAAGACACACAAAAAAGUUAUAUUUAACCUCACUAUCAACUCCAUCAAUGAACUGGGUGAAUAUAAAUGCAAAACAAAUACUACCAAAGGCAGAUACAGUUCUGGUUUCAGCUUUACCUUAAGAGAACAGAAGAAAAAUGUGGGAGUACCCAUCGUGUUACUUUCACUUAUGUUGCUGGUGUUGGUGAUAAUAGGUUUAGCAAUUCUGCUGCUGAUCCUUUUUCGGCGUAAAGCAAGGAAACUAAGGAAGGCCUGUGCAUCUGCUCGUUCCAUUACAGCAAAUUACCCAGACUCAGAAAACUGUCCAACUUACGACGAUACUGCGUACAGAAAAAAUGAAGAAAUUGUGUAUUUCAACGUUAUGGCAAAUAUGGAAAACAACGGAAAUGUCAUCCAAAGUGAGGAAUCUACAGUGACCUACGCUGAAGUUAUCAUCAGAAGAUAAAAGAGAACUCAGACCUGAUACCUGUCCUCUCAUCAUAAUACAAUCAAAAACAAAGCAGCUUUUACCAGGAGUUCUAAACUACCUGUAACUAAUUUGUCUCCAAUCUGCUGUGUGAUUUCAAUAAAAUCUGAAUAGGACCAACAGAAAUCAAAGCAACAAAUAGCAAUUUUACUAAUUUCCCAAUGGACUUACUUUUUUGCACAAACAGAAUGCAAAACUAAUUAUACAGACGAGAUUUCAGAUUAUGUCAUUUAUACAUUUUUAUUUUGCAAAUGGACACAAUUAAUUUGGCAAAGUACAGUUUGGAAUGCCUCACUUUCAGCUGAUAGCAGUGUAACUGGACAUAACCCACCCAUAACCGACAAGCAUGUGGUACAGAGAAAGACAAGAUGCGUUGAGCAACAAUACUUUAAUCCUUUCUAUCUAAAGAUGCUAAUAUAUUGUGACAGAGUAGUUCUUUUUUAGGUUAAUGGCAAUCUCUGAAGAGAAGCAUAAUUUGGCUUGCUUACUCCUGUUUACUUGAGAUAUGGUCCUAUAACAUCAUGGUGAAUGUGG
Molecule: messenger RNA, 1275 nt
Organism: Varanus komodoensis (Komodo dragon)
Lineage: Eukaryota; Metazoa; Chordata; Lepidosauria; Squamata; Varanidae
Exons: 7
Coding region: 1-720 (239 amino acids)
Source: RefSeq, a predicted model, not a curated record